This is a messenger RNA of Camelina sativa (false flax), 1077 nucleotides long. NCBI's taxonomy places the organism in Eukaryota, Viridiplantae, Streptophyta, Magnoliopsida, Brassicales, Brassicaceae. The record is from RefSeq and is a predicted model, not a curated record.
UAAGAAUGAAUCGAAAGAGACCCGCCAUCGCCUCUUGACUUCUCUAAACAUUGAUCACGUCAACAAGACAACAACCAUUAUAAACACUUAACCACACGUUCUAACUUGUAUAUAAUACUAUCACAAUUAGGCCUAAUCACAAUCAUCUAUUAAUUCUCCAUUACCGAUAAGAAACGAAACAGAGAGAAAUAAAAAAAAAACGAAAAAAAAAUGUCUUCAUCAUCUUCCCUAACGCAGAGAAACCCAAUUAGCUCGCAGCCAAAUGGCUUACAAGAGGGAUCAGAGUCUGUUCCAAAGCUAAGGAGACUACGUUCGACAUCUCAAAAUGCCAUGUCACAGACCCUUACGUCAGCUGCAAACUUAGCUAAUCUCCUCCCCACCGGAACGCUCUUAGCUUUCACGCUCCUUAUACCCGUCUUCACAUCCAACGGCUCGUGCGACCACGCGAACCGAAUUUUAACCACAGGGCUCUUGACGCUCCUUGCCAUUUCUUGCUUCUUUAGCUCCUUCACGGACAGCGUCAAAGCUGAAGACGGUAACGUGUAUUACGGUUUUGCUACUCGUAAGGGUAUGUGGGUUUUUGACUACCCUGACCCCAACGGUUUGGGUUUGCCUGAUCUUAGUAAAUACCGUAUGCGGAUCGUUGACUGGAUCCACGCUGUUCUGUCGGUUCUUGUGUUCGGUGCGGUGGCUUUAAGGGACAAGAACGCCGUGAGUUGUUUUUAUCCGGCGCCAGAGCAAGAAACCAAGAAGGUUUUGGAUAUCAUUCCGAUGGGUGUUGGAGUUAUAUGCAGCUUGUUGUUCUUGGUUUUCCCGGCGAGAAGGCACGGUAUUGGAUAUCCGGUCACCGGAGACAGAGGUCGUCGUUAGUUUAGAUUCGUUCUUUUUUUUUUUAAUUGCCAAAUAAAAUGUAAACGAUUGAUUCUUUUUUUUUUUAUAUGGUUGACUAAUUCGUUUACGUGAUCAUCUCGUGUUAUGAUUUAUCUAUAUAUAUGUGUAUUUCUUCUUCUUAUCUACUUCUUAUUUUGAUAAUUAUUAUAAUGUUGAGUGGAAUAUAAUGAGAACUAUUAACGGAAA